Halichondria panicea is the source of this 1661-nucleotide messenger RNA. RefSeq lists its product as uncharacterized. The record is from RefSeq and is a predicted model, not a curated record. Bases 203 to 1534 code for a protein of 443 amino acids. NCBI's taxonomy places the organism in Eukaryota, Metazoa, Porifera, Demospongiae, Suberitida, Halichondriidae. The transcript has 8 exons.
GGAUGAAUACAUUUCUUUUGAAGACAUACCUAAUUUGCAACCCCCUGCAUUGUUAUUUGCUGCAUCAGUUAUAGCUCGAUGUGACAGCUUAUAAAUAGUGUGUGAGAUCAGUGGAAGUAACUGUUACUUCCAUGCAGUUAGCUGUUAGUUUGAGAACCGUUUAUACAGCUAAAUGUGAAAGACGUGCAUUCACGCAAGAAUUAUGAAAGCUUUUGCUAUAAUAUUCGUUCUGAUACAGACUUGCCCUCUGUUUUGUUUGUGCACCAGUAUUGAAGACUACAUUGAUGAUCCGAUACGACAAUGCUCAGCUAAUUUUCGCGAUGAAUGUAUGGAUAGGAUACCACCCGAGAACAAUAUGAGUGGUAAUAACUUAAUUUGUCGUAAAGACCCUGCACUACUUGUUUUCAAUCAUCAUGAAUGCUACAAAACGUGUAUCUACAGUCGAACAGUGACAAUACCCGACUUUGAUAUAACCUUUAACGAGGAAGUUUGCUCUCGCUGUAUACCUGCUAUGACUGGAGACGGUACCUCAAAAGUAACCCCAGGAAAAUUCUAUGAUUUGAUUCAGAUAAGAAGCCCGGGAAUCUCAGCCUACUCCCCUAAUACCAUUUGCAACUAUCAUGUGCAAUGCAAUGAGACCCAGAGUAUGAUGUUCGAAAUAGUCAAGCAUGAGUUACAGCCAAAGGAAAACGGCAAAUGUCUUGACAGCCUCACUGUCUACAACACUAGAUUUCCAUACGACACUAUACCUACUUGUGGUAACUUAGAGACGCUUACCGAUAUACAAAGGUAUAAAUACAGCGGAGAAAGAAUGUUCGUCUCCUUUGCAACCAAUGGAGAAGAAGAAAGCGGAGGUUUUGUUGCAAGGGUCAGCUGUGUCAGUGAUGACGCUCACUUUGGACAUGGCUGUGCCUUUUUUGAUGCCCCCCCGGGCCCGAGGGAAGCUAGAAGUCGUAAGCAACGUUCGUUCCGUGUGCCUCACUUCACUGUGAAGCCUGGUCAAGUGGUCCGGUACAAGGACUACACCCUCACUGUUGAAUCAAUCAGUGAUGGACAAAUCAUUUACAAGUUUGAGAAUAUUUUGGUUCUCCAAACGUAUAAUCAGUUUGAGGAGUUUGUGACAUAUAGAAAGAAUGCGGUAAACAGAGAGUUUCCUGGCUUUGGUAAACUUCAGAUUGGAUACGGGAUUGCUCACUACAUUCAGACAGACAUAAAUCCUGCUUUUAUCCCGUCAUCCGAAGAAAGGAGGCGUAUUAGUGUAUUGGCAGGUGGCCUCUUUGAGCUGGGCUUUUUCAACGAUGAUCUUUUUCGACUGAUUGAUCCUGAGACUCCAACGGGUGGAUCGCCAGGAGUUACUGGCAUCCCACCUCCUGAUCCCUGUGACGAGCUACUUGCGCAGAGUGCGCUAAUGAAACUAGCCAAUGAGAGUAGGAACUCCUGCAACGGAUUCCUCAGCGCAACCGUUGGCUCUUUCAUGCGGAUCCUUGAAGAAUGCAGGCGGAGCACCACAACUCCUCCUGGACCAGUAGGAUAGGGCCAGUAGAACUAGUUACAGUAGGACCAGUACUAUAUAGCUAUUGAUUGUAGCUACUUGUGUUGCAUUGGACCAUCUCUAUACUUGGACAUAUGUGAACAUGUGUGAAUUUAGAUCUAUUUCCUGU